AUCUUAUCUGCUAGUUACUACAGAGUACCUAGAACCUGCUACCUAGUGCCGAUUAUACCCCACCUCUGAAUCGCCUUUACUAAAAAUUUUCUUUGAUACAGGCUGUUCAUGAUGCCGGACUUGCGUCGACAAGUCCUCGAGAGCGGCAAAACCGUUUCUCGCAAAGCGGCCUCCCGCGAAGCCUCCCGUGCGACCUCUCGUGCGAGCUCCGUUCAGAACUCAAGACAAUCCUCUCGCAACGCCAGCAGACAUGCAUCGGAUGAUGAGGACGCCGCCGACUUGAGUGAUGAUACUGCCUGGAGUAUUGCCUCGCUUGAUGAUCAAGAUCUUGCCGAUAACCCUGAGCAAGAUAAUAGCGACUGGCCCGAAGAGCUGGGUGACCGAAUUCAAGAGAUUCUGGAUCGCAAGCGAAGCAGCAUCCAGGGCCGAGAAGAAGCCUUUGCGGCCUUCGUCCGGCUGGCCAAGUUCCACUAUGUGGAGGAGGAGAUCCGAACGUACGUUGGAGAGCUGGUUGGAGCUUUCUGUAAAAGCAUCAAGUUUGAGUCGAGUGUGCGCGAAACCACCCUGGCGUUGCGGGCACUGGAACUCCUUACAAUCACCGCGGCUGACAGCACUAUCUACGAGAAUGUCGAGCCGGUGGUAACGCGAGCGAUUCGCGAUUCGACAUCUACCGUUGUGAAGACUGCAGCCAUCCAUUGCCUGAGCGUGUGCACGCUCCUCGGUGGCGCUGGCGAAGACAGCAUCGCCGAGCAGAUGACCUUCUUCCUGGACAUUAUCGCAUCGGACGGCCAAUCCAUCGACGCGCCCGAUAAUGCAGAAUGUGUGACCGCUGCCCUCCAGGAAUGGGGACUCAUGGCGACCGAGAUUGAGGACAUGGAGGAGGAAAGCGAAGAAGCGAUCCAGAUCUUCAUUGACCAGCUUGACAGUAACGACUCUGCUGUGCAGAUUGCGGCGGGUGAGAAUAUCGCUUUACUGUACGAAAAGAGCUAUACGCCGCGGGAAGACGACGAUGACGACGAGGACGAAGAAGAAGAUGGAGAUGGAGAUGGAGCGGACAGUGAAGAAGAGGAGCCGUCGUUCGUUUCGAUGAGCGGUGGCGGCAGUGUCCAACGCUCCAACAAGCUUAUCAAGCGAUACAAUCCGUAUCACAACACGCCGGAACUGCAACGGCAGCUGCAGACGCUGUCCACGAUCCACAACAAACGCAUCAGCAAGCGGGACAAGAAAACCUUGCACACAAAUUUCACGUCCAUCCUCACGACGGUGGAGAACCCGCGGCGCGGCCCGAUGUAUAACACGGCGCUCAACCACGACACGCACCGGCACUACGGCAGCAAGCUCAAGGUGAAGAUCGGGCGGGACGGGGUGAUGAACAUCGACCGGUGGUGGAAAUGGAUCCAUCUCAACUCGCUCCGUCGCAUCCUGCAGGGCGGGUUUGCCGAGCAUUACUACCAGGGUAACCGGGCCGUUCUCGACAGUCUCCCCGUCAUGGUCCGCAUGACGCCCCAAUCCCACCGCUCGGCUGCUCGCAAGUCGACCAAGUCGAAACUCAAUGCGCGCCGGUGGGCAGUGCACGACCAUUCUGAUGAUGAAAUUUGAACAUGAACACACUUGAAACUCGGUAGUUUUGGAAGGCAUUACAGAAAUUAUAUUAUGUUAUGGACAAUACAAAUGGACACUACGAAUCAUGAGACGGUAUAAUAAAUAUAUUUGGUUUGAAUUAUAUGACGAUCGAUCACUAUUCCUAUCUUGGGUUGGGUUGGGGGAGGGGAAAGAAUUAAAUUAACAGACGGGCAG
Messenger RNA from Penicilliopsis zonata CBS 506.65, 1797 nucleotides. RefSeq lists its product as hypothetical. The record is from RefSeq and is a predicted model, not a curated record. Lineage: Eukaryota; Fungi; Ascomycota; Eurotiomycetes; Eurotiales; Aspergillaceae. The transcript is spliced from 3 exons. Bases 109 to 1599 code for a protein of 496 amino acids.